GAAAGAAAGGAAAAGAAAAAACAGAAACAGAUGAAGAGAAGGGGUAGAAGUAGGAGAAGGACAGAAGAUACGUGUAUAAGUCGAGCAAAGCGUGUUCCGGCACGGCCAGUCUUAGGCCAUACGAGCAACGACUCGGAUCGUGGUGUUGUUGCUUCAUUCGCGUUUUUCCCUCUUUAUUUUUAAUCCAACGACAUAAUAAUAAUAAUAAUAAUAAUAAUAAUAAUAAUAACAGUAAUAAUAAUAAUAAUAAUAAUACGAGAGUUUCUAGAUCUCACUUUUUUCUCGUACGUUUAAAAUAGGAUCAACGAAGUGAAAAAAUAAUAAUACUAAUAAUAAUAAUAAUAAUAAAAACAAGAGCAUAAUAAUAAAUAUCGAUAUUAAUAUCAAUAUUAAUAUAUCCUUUUUUUUCUCAUUUAAUAUCUCUCCAAACGAGAUUAAUAAGAGAAAAAGGUGGAAUUGUUGAAGAGUAAGAAAGAUAGAUAGAAGUAUAGAUUAGAUAAAAAGAGAGUAAGAAAGAGAAAGAGAGAAGUGAAGCCGGUAGUAAUUGGCGAUACGCGCCAAGAAGAAGAGAGUUAUCGAUCGACCGAUUCGCGCGACCUCGUCGGCAUGCAACGUCAGGAGAGAGCGGCUAAUCGCCUUUACUCUACGACGGUUUUACGUUGAAAGAGAGAAACAGAGAAAAAGAGAGAAAGAGAGAGAGAGAGAGAGAGAGACAGAUAGAUAGAUAGACGGACAGACAGACAUAGACUGAGAAAGAGAAAGAGAGAGAAAAGAUAAAUAAAAGAAGAAAAUAUAUAGAAAUAACGUACGUAGAACUGGAGAAAGGUAAAAGAUAUAACCUAAGAGUGUAAGAAAGAAAUAGAGUACUGUGACGAAGACAAAAAGAAAAGAAAGAAAAGAACGAAAGAGAUACAGGUAAACGUGGAAAACAAGAGUUCGGAGAAUCUAAUAGAUACGAGAGAAAGAGAGAAGGAAAAUAAAACAAACGUACUACUUACUUACGCGUGAGCAAACGAACGACGAAAGAACGAUCGACGUACGAACGAACGACGUACAUCAUACAUACAUACAUACAUACAUACAUACAUAUGUACAUAUAAAUCGAGUCGAAUCACCAAUUCAAGUCAAAUCAAAUCGAAUCAGAUUUACUAUCAUACUUUUUCCAAUCCCAUUUAUAUUUAUUUUUUAUAAUAAUAAUAUACAUAAACAAGAGAACAAAGAGAGUAAAAAUAUAAUAUACAGGUUAUUUCUAGUUUUAACCAAAUUUUACACGCACGCGCUUUAAUACAUUAUUCUCUCUCUCUCUCUCUCUCUCUCUCUCUCUCUCUUUUACUCUUUCUCUCUCUCUCUCCCUCUCUCUCACUCUUUCUUUCUUUUGUUUUUCUUCAUUUUUUUCGUCUUCUUCUUUUUCUUUCUUUUUUCUUUUCUUUCUUUUCUUCCUAACGGAACCCACCGGAAGAAAAUCGUGGUAGCAGUUCGUGAGCGAUGCGUAAACGAGUUCGACACGAGUGAAGAGAUUAUUCGUAUCGUUCUCUCGGUUUCUUUUUCUCUCUUUCUCUCUUUACAUCUAUCUGUCUCUCUCAUUCUCAUACGUUAGCUCCAUUCUUCUCUUUUUCGUACCGAAGAAGCACGAAUGAGUCCGAUGGUACUUCGCCAAAAUCCGAUGGCAUCGCGCCAUUGACGACCAGCCGUUGUCGCGUCGUCGUCGUCGUCGUCAUCUUCGUCGUCGUCUUCAUCGUCUUCGUUGUCAUCGUCGUCGUCAAUAAGAAGAAGAAUAAAAAAAAGAAGAAGAAGAAAAGGUGGAGGAGGAGAAGGAGGAAAGAUAACAUCAUCCUGAGACGAAACGAGAUGACGGCAAUGUUGGUUUCCGUCGCGGAAUUGUCGAACAUUUUCUCCGUCCUUGCUGUACUAAUAUGUUUCUGUGGUGUCUUCUUAUUUAUCAUGAGAAACAUGAUAGUACUACGUGUACACGGGGACGAGCUGAUGUUUGGCAGCGGUGGCAGCGUUAUGGCACAUUCACCAAGAAUUCCGCAAAUGGAAAUGAUGAAAGUUCACAUUCCGUUCACCUUCAAACUUCACGAAAGCUUCAAGAGUACCUAUGCCGAAGUUGAGUGCGAGGUAUCCAGUCAGGUUGAGUACUCACUACAGGCUAUGUGGGGUGUCAGCAUAAGGGAGCUUCACUUGGCCCUUUGGAAGCCCUGGAGCAAUCUCAGAGAGGCGUCCUUGAAUGGCACGCUUCUUCAAAGCCACGCUCAAUAUUUAACACCACCACAAACUAGACAACCACAUGGAGAAGAAACAUUGAGAUUAUCGCUUCCGGCACCAGAAUUAGAGUUGGGAACACCACCACGACUUUGUUAUCCUUUAGUGAUCUUUCUCACACGCCGAGAUAAUGGCGAUCCACAUCCAGAUGAAACUGUUGCAUUGGUGAAUGUCGUCCAUAUUAAGGAUAACGUAUGCACAUUGCCGACCUCGAUUCUGGCGCAAUAUUUGAAACAAGCUAAUGGACAAUUAUCCUGUCUCAAGCAAUUAUAUCUGGCGACCGGAAAUUCAACGAAUUACGACGAAGGUGAAGUGUCAUCUGGCUUGGGCCCAGCAUUGGCAUUAGCCGAGCCUUGCAACAAUAAUGGCAGUUCAACGAGAGGUGCUUUGGUAGCAUCGGGUAAUGGUGAUUCCGAGGGUUCAUUUUGGAACACAGCUGGCGAACAACUUUGCGUAGUUUGCCAAUAUUUCCCAUUGUCACGUGCACUAUUACCUUGCAGACAUACCUGCAUAUGUGCAUCCUGUUUCGGUAAGCUCGACCGUUGUCCAAUGUGUCGUAGCCCGAUUAAAAGUUAUUUUUGUAUUCGUGGAGAGGAAUAUAUGCCAAUUGAGAAGGACACGAAUACAUGUUGUAAACAACAAAGACAACAAAGUCAUGGGCCAACUCAUUGGUUACACGAUUGGAACGAUAGAUUAACUGAUUUCCUUGGAUUUGCACGAUAGAUAUAUACACACAUAUACACAUAUAUAUGUAUAUGUAUAUGUAUAUGUAUGUAUGUAUGUAUGUAUGUAUGUAUGUAUGUAUGUAUGUAUGUAUGUAUGUAUGUAUAUACAUAUAAGAAGAAGGAUAUAAAUCGCGAUAAUGUUAAAUAUUACAAUUGAUCCCUUCUUCUAUAUCUACGAAAUUUUUCAAAUCGAAUAUUUUGAAUUAUCCUCAACGAUAACUUAUCAUCUCUCUUAUAUUCGUACGAUUAAUAAGAAAUAAUAAUAUAAAAGAAGAAAAAAAGAAGAAAAGAGAGAAAAGAAAGCAAGAAAGAAAGAAGGAAGGAAGGAAUGAAUGAAAGAAAGAAAGAAAGAAAGAGAAUAAAUAUCAAGAUUAUUCCAAACGAUUCGAAGAUCACAUAAUUUUCAAUUAAUGACUAUGGAUCUUUCGUGUGAUUGGUUGCUUGAUUUUAUAUCGUGCGAAGAUAUAUAUAGAUUUAGAUUUGCCUUGAUACCUGUUAAGAAAGAAGAAAACGAUGAAAGAGAGAAAGAGAGAAAGAAAGAGAGAGAAGAAAUACAGGUGUUUCUUUUUUUUUGUCUUUUUGUUUUCUUUUUUAUUUUUAUUUUUAUUAUUAUUAUUUGUAUUUGUAUUUUUUUUUUUCCUUAUUAAUGAUCAUACAGAAAGAGAAUAUGAAGUGUAUAUUGUCUCUCAAUGUGAUUAGAUAGAUACAUGUGUGAUUGGCGAAAGCAAGACGACGAUAAUUUUAUAUGUAUACAUUAAAUAUACUUUUAGUUAAAUAGUUAAGAGAAAGAAAGAAAGAGAGAAAGAGAGAGAGAGAGAGAGAGAGAGAGAGAGAGAAAAUAAUUCUCUCUUUAUCAUUUCAUGUAAUGUAUGCUUAUGUAAAUCUUGAAAGGAUCUAAAAACUAUUUUCGUUGAUCCUUUGCGUCGAUCCUUCGCGUCUCCAUUUCUUCAUCUUUUUCUUCUUCUUCCAUUAUUAUUAUAUCUUCUUUUAUUAUUCUUAUUCUUCUAUCAUCUUUCUAUUGUUAUUACUAUUUACUAUUAUUAUUAUUUCUAUAAUUUAUCGACAAAGUUCUGAAAAAUCUCUUAGAAUUCUAAUCGAGUAUCCAAGUCAUCGCGCAUCACCACGAGUUUCAUAUUAGCAUAAAGUCUCAAUAGCUUCAACUUUGUUGUAAAUGAAUUGAUUAAAUGUGAGACGUUAGGUCUGCUUCAAAAAAAAAAAAAGAAAAAGAAAGAAAAAGAAAAAAACAGUGUGAUCGAGCAAACAAACAAAGAUAAGUAUAUACAGAGAGAAUGUGCACACCCACUUACACACACACACACACACACACACACACACAUAUAUAUAUAUACACACAAGACACAGAGACACAGCUAAAUAAGCACAGAUAUAGAUAAUGGAAUGUAAGGAAAAAAAGAAAUGAAAUGAUAUGAGAUAAAGUUAUAAUCGAUAAAGAUAUAAUUUAAGAUAUAAUCGAUUUCAUAAUUUUCUUCAUUUAAUUUUCAUUGUCGAUGACUUGCAAAAGAAAGGAAGAAAGAAAGAAAAGAAAAGAAAGAAAAUAAAAUAAAAUAAAAUAAUAUAUCAUUAUUUUAUCAUUCGUAACGAAUUCUAAACGUAUCAUUGUAUAGUAUUAUUAAUAUCACUAUACAACAUGUUUAGUAUAUCUACAUAUAUAUAUAUAUAUAUAUAUAUAUAUAUAUAUAUAAUUGUAUAAUAUUAUUAAUAUUCUAUACACACACACACACACACACACACACACACACAUACAUAUACAUAUAUAUGUAUGUAUAUGUAUAUUUAUAUGUAUAUAUUCUAAGAGCAUUAAUUAUAUUAAUUAUUAAUUUAACUAUCGUACUUCGCGUAUAACACAUAGAUAUAACUAUGUCUACAAACGUGAGCGUAGUAACACACACACACACGUACACAGACGCACGCAUGCACACGUACAAACGUUAUGUCGUAAUCGUUUUUAGUUUUUUUUUUUUUUUUUUUUUUUAUUUAGUAUCAAAAAUAAAAAAGGAGAGAAUAAAACAAAAAAAUGAAUUUUUAAUUUUUUAAGUCAAGACGAAAAGAAAAAAAUUAACGAUCUGACUAUCUCGAUGUUUUCUUUCUCUCUUUUUAUCUUUCUUUUUAUUUAUUUAUUUUAUUUUAUUUUAUUUUAUUUUAUUUUAUUUUUUUUUAAUUCGUAUUAUAAAAAACUUCUUUCCUUUCUCUCAAUCGAGAAAAAAAGAAAAGAUAAAUUUUUUAUUAUGAAUAAAUUUUCGUUUCUCUUUCUUUUCUUUCUUCCGUUUUCUUUUCCAUGUCUUAUUUUCUCUCUUUUUUGAAUUUGAAUGACGCAUUAAUUAAAUAAUUAAUCAAUUAAUUAAUUAAUCAAUGCUUAUACGUUUCUGCGUACAUGUGCGUAUGCGUGUGAGUUUUUUUAAAUGUAACAAUAUAACUAUAUGAUUAUAACUGCGUAUAGGACCACCAAGUAAUCUUAAUGUUCGUUUUUUCUUUUUCCUUUUUCUUUUUUCUCUUUUCUGUCUUUCGUUAAUUUUUUUAUUUUCCUUUGUGUAAAUACGAUUGGUAAAAAAUGAAGAUGAAGAGAGGAGCAGGAGGAAGAAGAAGAUUAUAAAUGUUUAAUUCUUAAAAAUUAUCAUAAGAACUAUUAAUUUAAAGCAAAUUCGAUUAUAAAUGUUCUUUUUUUUUUCUUCUUCUUUUUCUUCCUAUUGUCAUUAUCAUUAUUGUUAUUAUUAUUAUUAUUUCUGUAUUAUUAUUAUUAUUAUAAUUAUUAGUAUUAAUAUAAUAAUAAUAAUUAUCACUAUUGUUAUUAUUAUCAAUUAAUUAAAAUCAAAUGAGAAUUAAUUAAUAAGUUGUACAAAUAUUCAUUAAAAUGAGAAAAGAAGGAAGAAGGAGUUAACCAAUGUUAUACCAAUCGAGAAGAUUUUAAAUUACGAAUUAAAUGCACUUGGAUUAAAAAACAAAAAGAGAGAGAGAAGAAGAAGAAGAAGAAUAAGUAAGGAGAAGGCGUGUGAAAAAGAAAUAAGGAAUUUUUAUCUUAGAUGAUAGCCUUUAAGGAUUAAUAAAUAUCGUUUUAUAUAAACACUUAAGAUGUAAAUAAAUAGCGAAGAUGAUUAUAAAAAAUAAAAAAUAAAAAAAAGGAAACAAAAAAAAAGAAUGAAACAUAUAUAUAUAUAUAUAUACAUAUGUAUAUAUAUAUAUAUACAUACACAUGCAUAUGUAUAGGUACGUCAGUAUAAAAAGAGAAAAGAGAAAGAAUGAAAAAAGAAGGAUGAAAAGAAGAGAAUUUUCUUUAACGUUCGUUAACGAUUUUCUUACAAUCCUACAUGAUAAUAAAAUUAAGAAAAAAAGAAAGAAAAAUAUUUUUGCUUCGAAUGUGCCCAUUAAAAAAAAUUAAAUGAAAAAGAAGAAGAGAAAGAGAGAGAAGAAGAAGAAGAAAACGCAUCCCGUUAUAUCGCGUUCUUUGUGUCAUUAUUGUUAAUGUUCUGCCGUCCAGAAACAGCGAUAGAGCAACAUAAAAAAUUAAAAUAAGAAGAAGAAAGAAAUAAAAAAAAAAAAAACAAGAGAGAA
This is a messenger RNA of Vespula vulgaris, 6554 nucleotides long. RefSeq names its product cell growth regulator with RING finger domain protein 1-like. The record is from RefSeq and is a predicted model, not a curated record. Gene Ontology annotation, biological process: negative regulation of cell growth. Lineage: Eukaryota; Metazoa; Arthropoda; Insecta; Hymenoptera; Vespidae. The transcript is spliced from 7 exons. The coding region runs from base 1849 to 2985 and encodes 378 amino acids.